AUGAAGUCAAUGCAGCGCAUGGGCGGCAAGAUGAUGAAGCGGUCGGCGGACCAACAGGACGUCGGGGCUGUGAUCGCGUCGUUCAAGGCGACAGACAAUAUGCUGGACAUGGUGAGUUCUAUAAAGACUGGCAGGCACGCGUGCCCCUACAAUAGCUAAUAAUCGCUUCCUGCAGCUGAUGAGAGAUCUCAAAUCCUGGCGCGACGGCUGGGACGACAUCCUACGACUGCAGUACAACGCCUCCGAAGCAUUCGCGAACCUCUACAAACCCAUCGAAGGCCUUGGCAACAACCCAAACGAACAGCGCCACCAGCCGGAGCAGACGCCCCACUCGACUAUGCAGAAAUGUCUUGCGCUUCAGAAGAUGUAUGCAGAGAUGAGGGCGGACUUGCAGCAAGAGCUCACAAUGAUCACCAACAAGAUCAUGCGACCGGUGGAGGAGUCGAAGAGAUGUAUGAAGAGCUUGCACACGACCCUCAAGCAUCGUGAGAACACGAAGCUCGAUUACGAGCGAUACAUGAGCCGAGCAGAGCAUGCGCGGAAGAAGCACACAAAGACCGUGAAGGACGAGACCGCUCUGGCAAAACACGAGAACGAUCUCCAGCAGGCCCAGAUAAAUUAUAACACGGCGGAUGACCAGGUGAAGCAGACUUUCCCACCCGUUGUUGAAGCAGUCAUAAGCUUGCUGCCGUUGUUGCUGGCGCAUCAGGUCAUGAUCCAAACGACAAUCGUGGGCCAGAUAUACACAACUCUCGAUCAAUACUGUAAGAGUCAGGGGCUCCCGAGUCCUGCUCCAAGCGAUGGAGAGAUCGUGAGUGUAUGGGAUCAGCAUUUCACUGGCUUCAGGAAAGAGCUGGAGAGUGGUUUGCAAUUGAUAGCUAGUGGCAAGGCGGUGCACCAGAACAUGAACAUCCCCGAUAAGGAUGGCAGCACAGUCACGGGGUUGGGGAUUCGCAACAAGACCUCGCAUCUGGUUCACCGCACGAAGAGUAAUCAGAGCUUGCCACAGAAGCCGUCUUUCUUUGGUCGCUCGGACAGUGCUGGACCAUGUGCCACGUACGAGGAGGAAGAGGCUCCACCAGCGAAGCCUCCCAGGCCAGGCACCCUGGGUACUCCGGGUAUGGCUUCUCCCGCUGUAUCGCCUGGCAUGGCAAUGUCCAACAAGCCUCGAAUGCCAUCUUAUGGCUCUCACAAUGCACCGUACGACCAGAAGCCAACCAAUGUCAUGCCAACGCCCGGCUUCCCAAGUUUUAACCCACCGCCUUACUCAGAAGCUGACUCGGCAGCAUCAUCGCGCUAUCUAACGCCCACAAGUGGCCUCUCACCCAAGCCUUCCUCCAUCUCUCAAGGCGGCAGCGAUUACUUUGGUAACGGCCAAGACGCACGGCGAACUUCGGCAGCCUCUUUUGCUUCUAGCGCCGCAAAUGCCGUAGCUGCAAAGAAGAAACCUCCACCUCCUGUUCCUGUCAAGAGGCUGCCGAGUCAGCAGGCACAGUUCGUGACUGCACUGUACGAUUUCGAAGGGCAGAGUGCAGGCGAUUUGGCGUUCAAAGAGGGAGAUCGCAUACGGGUGGUGAAGAAAACAGAAAGCACGGACGACUGGUGGGAUGGAGAGUUGAAUGGGCGAAGAGGUGCCUUUCCCGCCAACUACGUGCAAUUGUGA
Lecanosticta acicola is the source of this 1663-nucleotide messenger RNA. The record is from the annotation of a GenBank genome assembly. NCBI's taxonomy places the organism in Eukaryota, Fungi, Ascomycota, Dothideomycetes, Mycosphaerellales, Mycosphaerellaceae.